CUGCACGAGUUGGGGCUGCCUCGUUUGCGCACUUGAGGGGAGGGUUUGCGCUGGGACGAGCGAUCGGUGUCGGGAGGCCGGCUUGGGAAUCACGAUGGAAGACGAUGCAGCAGACGUGUAUCGCCUGGGCCCCAGUCUGAGCGUGUCGCGCGGCGAGCUGCACGGCGGCAUCCGCACCUGCGUCAUGCACAAGUUCAGGGAGCUGAGCGGGUUGCCCCUGGAGGACCAAGGCGUGGUGGUGCUGCAGGUGGGGCCUGCAGGGAUGCCCACCGCAGCAGGCAGUCUGAGUGCCACACUGGAUGUUUGUUUGUAGGGCUGGCGCAAGCAGCGGAACUGGUGGCAGGGCUUGCAACGAUCAGCAGCGGCGGCGGCGCUGUGCCGCUGUGUGCAGGGCGGCAAGGGGCAGCACCUAUACAACACCGACAACGAGCCGCUGUUCAGGCAGGAGGCGUACUUUCAGUACCUGUUUGGGGUGAACGACGGCGAGGACUUUUACGGCGCGUUUGACCUGCGCUCCGAACGCGCCAUCCUCUUCAUGCCCCGCCUGCCCGCCAGCUACGCGGUGUGGAUGGGGCACAUCCCCACGCCAGCAGAGGCCCAGGCCAAGUACGCCGUGGACGAGGUGCGGCACGUCGAUGAGCUGGCGGCGGUACUGGCCGAGCUGGCAGCGCCGUGCCUGCACCUGACGCCCCUCCUCUUCCCGAACCCUUGCCACGCGUGCAGCGGCCUGCCCAUGCCCCCAGUGAUGUUCGAGGGCAUCGAGAACUUCACUCUGGAGACGCAGGCGCUCUAUCCGGUGCUGUCCGAGUGCCGCGUGUUCAAGUCGCCGCUGGAGCUGCGCAUCAUGCGCUAUGCGUGCCGUGCCGCCAGCGAGGCGCACGUGGAGGUCAUGCGGGCCGUCCAGCCUGGCGUGUGGGAGUUCCAGGGGGAGUCUCUGUACCUUCACACGCUGUACAGCCGGGGCGGCUGCCGGGGAGCCCACUACACGCCCAUCUUUGCCAGCGGCCCCAACGCGGCCAUCCUGCACUACGGGCAUGCAGGCGCGCCCAACAGCCGGCAGAUGCGGGCGGGCGAGCUGCUGCUGGUGGAUGCGGGGGCAGAGUACUACAGGUAUGCCGCCGACAUUACCUGCACCUUCCCCACCACCGGCAGCUUCACCCCAGACCAGGCCCUGGUCUACAAUGCUGUGCUGGCAGCCAACCGAGGCGUCAUCGCUGCCAUGAAGCCGGGAGUGCGCUGGCCGGACAUGCAACUGUUGGCGGAGCGAACCAUACUGUCGGCGCUGCUGGCGGGCGGGCUGCUGCGGGGGGAGGUGGAGGCGAUGGUGGAGGCGCGGCUAGGGGCCGUCUUCAUGCCGCACGGCCUGGGCCACUUCCUGGGUCUGGACACACAUGAUGUGGGCGGCUACCUGCCGGGGCACCCAGAGCGGCCGGCGGCGGCGGGGCUGGCCCGCCUGCGAACGGCGCGGGUGUUGGAGGAGGGCAUGGUGAUCACUGUGGAGCCGGGCUGCUACUUCUCGCGGGCCCUGCUGGAGCCGGCCUUUGGGGAUGAGCAGCUGGGGCGGUUUUUGGUGGAGGAGAGGGUGCGCCAGUUCAUGGACUUUGGCGGCGUGCGCAUCGAGGAUGACGUGGUAGUGACGGCGGAUGGCGCGGAGAGCAUGUGCGACGUGCCGCGCAGCAUAGAGGAGGUGGAGGCGGUGAUGGCGGGCGCGCCCUGGCCGCCGCCCGCGUGACUGGUGGUCACGCAGGUGGCGAUCAUCUCCCUGACCCGGGGCUGGGCCCGGGGGUCCCCGCUGGCUGACAGGCACAGCCUCUGUGGCAUUCCAAGGCGGCCCAGGUUCCAGGCUGGCCCGGGGACUCUGCUUUGAUCCUGGCAGAUUUGGGAAAGGUUCAACUUAGCCCGUGGAAUUCCUGUACAUUGUGCCAGUCUGCCUUCUGCCGAUCAGCUCUCUCGUGCCUGCGCGCUCUGCCGCCCUGCCCUGCAUGCUCGCUGCGUCAGAUCUGUGACACCACUGCCCCUGGUUGCACAAUGAAAUUGACAUUCGAUAGAGACAGGUGGACAUCACUGCCCCUGGUUGCACAAUGAAAUUGACAUUCGAUAGAGACAGGUGGACAUCACUGCCCUAGGUUGAACAAUGAAAUUGACAUUCGAUAGACAGAAGGUGGUUGGUAACAGAUAAAAUGGC
Molecule: messenger RNA, 2185 nt
Organism: Chlorella variabilis
Lineage: Eukaryota; Viridiplantae; Chlorophyta; Trebouxiophyceae; Chlorellales; Chlorellaceae
Exons: 14
Coding region: 536-1732 (398 amino acids)
Molecular function (GO): manganese ion binding; metalloaminopeptidase activity
Source: RefSeq, a predicted model, not a curated record